Messenger RNA from Neohortaea acidophila, 846 nucleotides. RefSeq lists its product as uncharacterized. The record is from RefSeq and is a predicted model, not a curated record. The annotation marks the transcript as partial. Lineage: Eukaryota; Fungi; Ascomycota; Dothideomycetes; Mycosphaerellales; Teratosphaeriaceae. The transcript has a single exon.
UUCUUCGCCUCCUCUCCCUCUGUCGUUAUCCCGCCAACCCAAUCGGAAUACUUCACAAACGACCACAACAAUGCGCCAGCGACAUCCAACCCACUGCUAAAUGGCUUCAACGAUUCCCUCACGCCCUCCGGCUCUCUCCCCGUCACCCCAGGCUCCAUGGCCGGGCGCAAACGGUCGCGCGGCGACAUGCACGAGCCAGAUGAGGACGAGUACGUCGAGGACGACGGCUCGCACGUGACUCCAGCAACCGAGUACCCAGCGUUGCAACGCCCCGAACCAAUCCUAGGCCCGGGCAUGACUCUCAUCCAUCCCGACGAUCCCGGCUAUCCCGCCCGUCCAGAGUCGCAAUCCGGCACAUGGGUAGACGAACGCAGUCAAGUCACCGAGCAGCAACGACCAGCGAUGAGCACGCGCAAAUUGCAACGGAUGGGCUCCCGCACCGUCGCAGCCGAUGAUCUGGCGCAGCUGCUUCUGCCGCACGAAAUGCGCGAUGUCACCGCCGAGCCGCUCAUAGAUGAAGCGACGCGCACGCUAGGCAUCAGCUGGACGCGCAUGGACGCCAGUGAAGCGCUGCUGAUCAGUCAAGCCGCCUACUCCAAAUGGAUUCAGAACCACUACCCGGCCCUCCAAGACGUGGCCGUUUGGUUCGAAAACAGCGCCAUCCCGGGGUAUCUAGUAGCUGCGCGGAACGCAUACAACAGCCGCAUAGAAUACUACAUUUUCUCGCACGAUUUGAUGGAGGCGAGAUUGGUGACGAGUGAUGCAGCGCAGCUCAUUCCGAGGCUGCAAAUGUUGCCUGCACUACACCUCGCUGCACCAGGCGGGUGUCUCAAAGCGGAGAUGGAU